AGUAAAUUAGAACCAUUUUUGUAGAAACUGACAUAACAUGAGAUAAACUAUUAAAAUAAACAACAUACAAUUAUUUUAUGACACUGGGACCUCAUCAGGACAUGAUUCUAUCACUUUUAUGAGGUUGUUGUCAUUGCCUCAAACUCGAUGCACCAAUAGUAGCAGAUAAUCAAAUUAUUCUAAUUGCCAAUUGUUUCAUCAAUUAAUUAACUUAAGUCUAUAGUAGUCCAUGGGCCAAUAACAACAACAUUAACAAUACCAUUGCACUACAAGUUUAACCAAAACAUUGACACUAUAUCCAAAAUAAACAUGGAUUGUAGAAUUUUAUGGAUACUUCUUCAGGUUCUUGCAACUGGUUUAUUUUCAGAUGAAAAAGAAAUAAAUAUAUCAAAUGUACAAGAAACAAAGGAUGAGCUUCAGGAGGAUGAACUGAAAGUAAUGUUCAAUAGUGAAGAUGAUGAAAAAGGGAUUAAAGGGAUCAAUGGAAAUAUUGAGGCAAAAUCAAAAGUGGCAAAGAUAAGGGACUCUGGGACAGGAGUCAGUGUAUGGUACAAUAACACAAACAUUGUACCACUAGCACGCAAAAGAAAAGUAUACAAACGGCUCACAAAGGACCUAGAGAUGUUUCUGCAUGGUCAGCGUUUACGCGAUCGGCUUGAAGUUUGGAAAACUUUGGCAAUCAUGCAAAAAAUUAUUGCCACCAUUAUGGGGCGCCCAGAGAGUAGGUUUAAUGUGGAAGAAAGUGACCUCUAUGAAGGGGAUGUUGUACUCAGAGUUGAAGAUCUUUUAGAUGAGGUCCAUAACCUUGAAGAGAACUUUGAAAUAAUUGCUUCUUCAGUUACUAGAAAAUUUGAAACAUCCCAGACUGACCCAAUAGAUAAUGCAAGGAAUGAGCUGAAAAAAUUGAAACAACGACUUCAAAGACGAAGCCAAAAGCACUCAUCAUCAAUGCGCAGAAACAAGAGAUCAAUACUAACAAAGAAUUCUCCAAGGAAGAGAGUGUACACCUACAGAAUCUCAAAGAGUUAUAACACCAGUGAAACAGAUCGUAUUGUACAAGGCAUGGUGGGGUGGGCAAACCAUACUUGCCUCUCUUUCAAACCAUGGGUUAGAGGGAAAAAACUGGAUCUGUUUUUCUUCAGAGGGAGAAAAUGUAGCUCCCCUAUUGGAGUAAAGGGUACCAACAGGAUCAGCUUGGAUACAGGGUGUCUCACACCUGGCUUGAUUCAACACGAAAUAGGGCAUUCUCUAGGUCUGAUACACCAACAUAGUCGGCCUGAUCGUAACACACAUAUUAAAAUUUUAUUUUCCAGAAUUCGUCACAAGUUAUCUCCAUUUGUAAAAAGCUCAUGGACACGUACAAAUCCUUUCGGUGUUCCGUAUGAUUUAUCCAGUGUCAUGCACUACCCAUCUGCUGCAUUUGGAAUCUCGCCAAGAACCAUCACCAUGGAGACAAUUGAUAAGGAAAAGAGGGGAGUUAUUGGUCAAAGAAAUGGGAUAAGUUUCUGGGAUGCCCGAGUGAUUAACAUGUACUAUUGCUCCAACCAAUGUGUUGUAGGAGGCCUAGAUGCUGGGGACUGUAAUAACUAUGGUUAUCUCCACCCUGGCAAUUGCCAGAUUUGUCUUUGCCAGGAUGGAUGGUCAGGGACUAGAUGCUCUAGCAUACAAGAAGGCUCACCAGAACCAUGUGGUGGGGAGGUAGUUGCUAUGGAACAACCACAAUUCCUUAACUCCCCUGGCUUCAAUCAAACUAACUACACACAUGGUCAGCAAUGCAGCUGGCUUAUUACUACAACCCCUGGUGAUGUCAUUUUGAUGAAAUUUAUUGACAAUUUUGGCAUCAUCCCACCACAAGGCACACGAGUGCGAACAUGUGAGGACUAUGUAGAAAUCAGAUACAAACAUCUCGCAACUGUUGGACCAAGAUUUUGUGGGAGUACAAGACCAACACAGAUAUUUAUAUCUCACAGCAACAGAGUGAUGGUUCUCUUCAGGGCCAACAACCCUAUCACCACCUCAGGGGACCAGGGGUUCAAGCUGGAGUACACCAGGGUCAGGUGUGGCGGUUGCACAAGUACUCUCCCAAUUUCUCAGCCUGUUUGCCAAAGGACAACACAACAUGACUGCUCGGUUCAGGUCAGAUAUGCUUCACAAUUUAA
Molecule: messenger RNA, 2159 nt
Organism: Owenia fusiformis
Lineage: Eukaryota; Metazoa; Annelida; Polychaeta; Sabellida; Oweniidae
Source: the annotation of a GenBank genome assembly